CGGUCCGGAUCUCUGUGAUUUUUGGCGCUGAGCUGCAGGAGAGACCGACCACAAGGCCGAGGACUAGAAGAAGAAAAAGAAAGCUGGGUGCUUUUGUUAAACCGGAGAAAGAGGGAGCUAGAGCUUAUUAAGAAGAAGACUUGCACGUAGUGGGAGGGCGGUGAGGAUUGAACAGACGUCUAUCAGUAGCGGGGUUUCGACUAAACGCUCCCGUCCCUGACACAGAAGAAGAGCCAAGCUCCGGGAUUGGGCAGCGACCAAGAGCGGAACAGCCCCCUCCUCCCCUCGGUUCACAAUUGCGUUAAAACGAGAAAGGGGGGGAAAAGGCCUGAGCUUUAUCUAUAUAACAGGAUAUAUUUGUGAUUUCUCCCCCCAUCCUUCUUAUAUAUUACACGAGGACCCGUUGCUGGCUGGUGUAUGUGUUUAGAAUGGGACACGCUGAAGGUCCAGUCAAAGAAAAAGACAGUUAAGGAUGCAGGAGCCCAACAAUGGAUUUCUCCUUCUCUUUCAUGCAAGGGAUCAUGGGAAAUACAAUUCAGCAACCCCCUCAGCUCAUUGACUCAGCCAAUAUCAGACAGGAAGGCACCUGCGACACCGGCAGUGACCCCGGCGAGGAUGGUGGUCCCUCCUACGAUGCUGCCCUGGAUGCAGAGUUUUCUUACCCGCCGUCGGCCGCGGAGGACAUGUCGCAUGUCUCCAAUGGCUAUCCGCCCGGCCUGGGCAUGUACGAGCCGCAGGCCAAGUUCUCCAUGUACUCGCAGUUCCCCAACGGCUCGGCCAACGGCUACGGGGCCACCCGGAGCUACGGCGAUCACAGCCUCAUGCCGGGCGAGGGGACCGUCCUGAGGGGCCCCGGUCUGCAGGAGAGGCCUUUGUCUCCCGUGUCCCCACCUCUGCACCCGCACCUCCACCACCAUCACCCCCAUCUCCAUCACCCCCAUCACCACCUCCCCCUCCCCCACCCCCACCACCACCACGGCGCACACCACUUCCACUCGAACCCGAACCCGCCUCACAUACAAACCCAGCUGCACCCGCAGAGUCCCCCGCCGGCACCGCUGCCGCCUCUGCAGCACCACCUGCCUCACACGCCUCACAUCAUGACCCACACUCUUCCCCCUCCUCCGCCGCUGAUCCUGCCUUCCUCCAGUCCCCCGCCCUCCCUGGUCGACAGCACCCCUUCCUCUAAACCUCCCCACGGUCUGUCCAACACCACGGGCGGGGUGCUGAAGAAAACCAGCUCUCCAGAGAUCAAGCUGAAGAUCAUAAAGACAUAUCAGAAUGGGAAAGAGCUGUUUGAGUCUGCGCUGUGCGGAGACCUGCUGCAAGAGCUGCAGAAGAACGAGACCACUCCGAUGCAGCGCCGACACGAAAGGAAGAAGGAGAAGAGGAAAAAGAGCGCGCGACUGCAGGUGCAGGACCAGGAUCAUCAGGAGUUGGAAGAGAACCUGGAGCAGAACCUGGACCAGGACCAGGACCAGAGCCAAGCACAGGCAGGUACCACAGAGCAGGCGGAGGACGCCCACAUCAAGUCGCCGCCGACAGAGACGUCCCCGGCCCAGACGGAGAAGCCUCAGAAGACCGUCAUCAAAACUGAACCAAAGACGCCGAAGAUCCCGAAGGUCCACCAUCCGUCUGUGAUCCAGGAGACGGGCUUCUGUAAGGAGUUUGUGAUAGGAGAUCUGGUGUGGUCCAAGGUGGGCACCUACCCCUGGUGGCCCUGCAUGGUCUCCUCCGACCCGCAGAUGAAGGUCCACACUCGCAUCAACACCAGAGGUCACAGGGAAUACCACGUCCAGUUCUUCGGCAGCGUUGCCGAGCGAGCGUGGAUCCACGAGAAGAGGAUCGUCCUGUAUCAGGGGAAGCAGCAGUAUGAGGACCUUCAGGCUGAGACGCUGCGCAAGGCCUCGAACCCGGUGGAGAAACACAAACUUCUGAAGCCCAUCGCUCAGCGGGAGCGUUCUCAGUGGGAAGUGGGCAUCGGCCACGCCGAGGACGCCUUGGUGAUGUCGCGGCAGGAGCGCAUCGACAACUACACCUUCAUCUACGUUGACCCCGACCCCAUCGAAGGCCCGUCCAGCAAGAAACCCACCAUGCGAGCCGAGAGGCAAAACCGGCGCUCCAGCGGCUCGGUCAGUAAGAAGGAGGAGGGGGCAGUGAAGUCGCCGGAGAGAGAGCAGCCGCCGCGACGGCUGAUGCCGCGCAGGCAGUGCAGCAUUUCGAACACGGACGACGGCGCCAACUCCCAGGCCGCACACGAAGAGAAGAGCCAGAGGGAGCAGCGUAAAGCCAGCUCCCCGAAGCCGAACGCCAGCGGCGACACGCGGCCCGAAUCGCCGCCGCCGGUCCGGGCCUGGAAGACGGCGGCCGCCAGGAAGCUGCUGCCUCUCUCCAUCACCAUGAAGAGGCUCAACGUGGAGAUCACAAAGUGCGACUGGCCUCUGCUGCAGAAAAAAGCUGCGCCGUCUCCGAAAAAAGAACCGGAGGAGGAAGAGGAGGAGGAGGAAGAAGAGGAAGAAGAAGAGGAAAAAGAGGAGAGAGUGGCCAGGGACGUGAGGGAGGCCCGGCAGCCCGACCUGGGGUACUGCUCGCCCGAGGACAGCAGAGCUAAACCCGAGCCCAGUCCAGAGGAGGAGGAGGAAGAUGGGGAUGGGGAUGAGGGAGAGGGAGAGGUGGAAGAAGAGGGGGAGGAGAGGAGAGGGUCCCCCGCGAGUCGGAGGAGUGAGGAAGGGAUGCAGCAGACCUCCUCUCCCGGAUCACACCACAGCAGUCCACACGCUUCUCAGGAGAGGAAGCUGCAGCGGCGGUCAGUCCGGAGCAGGUCGGAGUCAGAGAGAGGCAACGAUCCCAUCCCGAAGAAGAAAACUAAAAAAGAACAGGCUGAGAUGGCUCCUGAGACCACGCUGAGGACCGGCUCACAGAAAGGAGCCAGUGAGAUCUCAGACGCCUGCAAGCCCCUGAAGAAGCGAAGCAGAGCGUCGACGGACGUGGAGAUGGCUUCUUCUCAGUACAGAGACACCUCCGACUCCGACUCUAGAGGCCUCAACGACACACAGGGUUUAUUCGGGAAGAGUCUCGAUAGUCCAGCGGCAGCUGACGCAGACGCCUCCGACACCCAGUCCGUGGACUCCGGCUUGUCCCGUCAGGACGGCAGCACCGGCAAGAGAGACACCGUCUGCCAGGUCUGCGAGCUGUACGGAGAGGGCCUGGCGGUGUGUGAAGGCGACUGCCGUCGGCAGUUUCACCUGGACUGCCUCGGCCUGACUUCGCUGCCCGAAGGCCGCUACACCUGCCUGGAAUGCAGAAAUGGCAAUCAUACUUGUUUCAGCUGUAAAACGGCAGGCCGGGAGGUGACGCGCUGCUCCGUGUCCGGGUGCGGUUGCUUCUACCACGAAGAGUGCGUCCGCAAGCUGCCGGGCACAACCGGCGGUUCGGACAGAGGCUUCAGCUGCCCCCAGCACAGCUGCUCCACCUGCUGCCUGGAGAGAGACCUGCAGCGGGCCAGCAACGGCCGCCUGAUGCGCUGCAUCCGCUGUCCGGUGGCCUAUCACACGGGGGACAGCUGUGUGGCGGCGGGCAGCGUGGCGCUCACCCAUCACAUCAUGAUCUGCAGCAGCCACGGCGGCUCCAAGCGGAACGGCCUCCUCAGCUCCCCCAUCAACGUGGGCUGGUGCUUCCUGUGUGCCAGAGGACUGUUAGUGCAAGACCUUACUGACACCAUAUUAAGUUCAUAUGCCUAUAAGUCCCACUACCUUCUGACUGAGUCAAAUCGUGCUGAGUUGAAAUUACCUAUGAUUCCCUCUCCUUCGUCAGCUACCAAAAAGAAUGUUGGGAAAGGAGGCAAGUUGCUGUGCUGCGACACUUGCCCGGCUUCCUUCCACCCGGAGUGUCUGGAGAUGGAGACGCCGGCGGGGGCGUGGUCCUGCAGCGACUGCAGGGCGGGGAAGAAACCGCACUACAAACAGAUUGUCUGGGUCAAACUGGGCAACUACAGGUGGUGGCCAGCGGAGAUCUGCAACCCUCGCCUGGUGCCGUCCAACAUUCAGAGCCUCCGCCACGACGUCGGCGACUUCCCCGUCUUCUUCUUUGGCUCCCACGACUACUACUGGAUCAACCAGGGCCGCGUCUUCCCUUACCUGGAGAACGACAAGAACUUUGUCUCGGGUCAGAUCAACAUCAACAAAACGUUCAAGAAAGCUCUGGAAGAAGCGGCCCGGCGGUUUCAUGAGCUCAAGGCACAGAGGGAGAGCAGGGAGGCUCUGGAGCAGGAACGCAGCUCUCGCAAACCUCCGCCCUACAAGUUAAUCAAGUCCAACAAACCUGUGGGGAAAGUGCAGAUGCACGUAGCUGACUUGUCGGAGAUCCCACGAUGCAACUGCAGACCAGCAGACGAGCACCCGUGCAGCCUCCACUCUCAGUGUCUGAACCGCAUGUUGCAGUACGAGUGUCACCCUCAGGUGUGUCCUGCAGGAGACAUCUGUGAGAACCAGGGUUUCUCCAAGCGGCUGUCUGCGGAGACGGAGGUGAUCAAGACUGACGGCCGCGGCUGGGGCCUCAGGACCAACCAGGCACUCCGGAAGGGCGACUUUGUGACCGAGUACGUGGGAGAGGUGAUCGACUCGGAGGAGUGCCAGCAGCGGAUCAAACGCGCCCACGAGAACCACGUGAACAACUUCUACAUGCUCACGCUCACCAAGGACCGCGUGAUCGACGCCGGGCCGAAGGGGAACUCGUCUCGCUUCAUGAACCACAGCUGCAGCCCGAACUGUGAAACCCAGAAGUGGACGGUAAACGGGGACGUCCGCAUCGGACUCUUCGCCCUCUUUGACAUCGAGGCCGACACGGAGCUGACGUUCAACUACAACCUGCACUGCGUGGGCAACCGGAAGUCGUCCUGCCAGUGCGGAUCAGACAACUGCUCUGGAUUCCUCGGGGUGCAGCCGACGAGCGCUGUGGUGAUGGAGAAGGAGGAGAAGGCCAGGAACGCCAGGCUGAAGCCAAAGAAGCGGAAGCUGCGGCCGGAGGGCAAGCACACGCACGAGUACUUCUGCUUCUGCUGCGGAGAGGGAGGCGAGCUGGUGAUGUGCGACAGGAAGGAGUGUCCGAAGGCGUACCACCUGCUGUGUCUCAACCUCACCAAGCCGCCAUACGGGCGUUGGGAGUGUCCGUGGCACGACUGCAGCGUGUGCGGCGCCGCGGCCUCUUCCCUUUGCGACUUCUGCCCACGCUCCUUCUGCCGGGAUCACGAGGCGGGAGCGCUCACCUCCUCCGCCCUAGAGGGCCGCCCAUGCUGCUCUAGCCACGACCCCGUCAGCCUGUUGGGCUCGAACUCCGGCCCGACCCAGCCGCGCCGCUCCGCUCUGAGCCCCGCCGCCGUCAAGGAGGAGCCGGAGGAGGAGGAGGAGGAGGAGGAGGAGGAGGAGGAGGCGGGCCACCCGGCUUCCGAAUGACAUCGCGGCUCCCCCUCAAUACCUCAUUCCCUGUAGCGUGCGCUCCCCUUUUGGCCUCCUGGGCUCCGAUCGCCCGCUCCGACAAAAAGGGAAUACGAUGCUUUUUCUUUUUGACGAGCGCCACGAGACGCCGACAAACGCCUCGCCGCUGGCGGUCGCGAGAGCAGAGCGGCCGGAGUGCCGGCAGGGGGAAGCGACGAGGCGUCAUUGUGCGCCGCCCCCCCCUCCUCUCUUUGCCACACACACACCACCACUAACACUCCACAGGCCAGAGCCCCACCUCAUCAUGUUUUGUUUUUUACCGCUGUGGAAAUAGUAAGUGUCGUCACGUCGUCAGAUACUUGGAACUUUGAGGGAGCUAACGAGUGAGGUGGAGGGAGAGGAGGGGAAAAGGAGGAGCUCUCCACCGCCACGCUGCUCCUCUCCUGAUGACAGGAAACGAGCCGGCCUUCCUCCUCCUCCUCCUCCUCCUCGAGAUGUGAUCGGAUGCAUCUCUUCUAUAAAAAAAAAAAGAAGGAAAGAAUAAAAAACAAAAAGGGAGUGGGGGGGGGUGACCAAUUUUUGUGCAAUUCUUUUCAGGACCACACUACAUUCCAACCUUCCUUCGACAUGGUUUUGAAAUAUACUUAUGGGUAUAGAUGAAUAUAAUUAUAUACAGUAUCUAUGUUUGUUAAUGUUUACAGACCGAUUCUCUCACGUCAUCUCAGUGAGCGGUGUAUUACGUUUGUUUGUUUCGGUGUUAAGCAUUGCGCAGACCUAGUGAACAUAGUCCUAUUAAGGUGACAUAUAAUGGUAUAUAGCGUCAUGGUAAUGACAUUACAGAAGUACUCGUGAUCUUUCAUAUUGCCAGUCUCACUCGCCAUUGUGUACAUAAAUCGGGUCAUGAUAUUUGUAAAUUACGUGAAGAUCGGGAGGGGCGGAGCCUCACCUCUUUGGUUGUUCCUGGAAGAAGGAAACUCCUUUUUUUUUUUUUUAUCAAGAUCUGUUCCCACAUUUUACUCCAAUUGCUGUUCUUUGUAUUGUAGACGGGGGGCUCAGCUUGUGAUCACUGGUGCUGUCUUAAAAGUAUUGUUGAUCAGCCUUAAGUUUGACUCUGGCUGUAGUGACUACGGCCCAGACGCAGUCCGUUUCAGUAAAGUCGUGUACUGUGACCGCUUCUUCUUCACUUUGUUUUUUUGCCAAACUUUUCCUAAAAAAGCACUUUUCCACGGCUCGUCGCGACACUUAGCUAGAACACGCAUAUACAGAAAUGUGUAUAUUAAAAGAACAUAAGACAAGUGUUUCAAAAAUGGAUACCUCUUGUAGUAACGUCGGAAUUAUAACUGUAUUCUUUUCUGUUGUCCUCUCGAGUUGCUGGGCGUUUUUUAAUUUUUUAUUUAAGUGUUUUUGGAGGUAGUGGCCUCAACGCGGCUGCUUUCUUUAGGCACAAGUAGAAAUGACUGCCGGCCCGGCUUCGUAUACAGAAAAUAAGUCUGUAGUGUCCUCGAGACGCACUUCUGGAGGAGGACAUCCUCGAGGCUGGGCUUCACGUAGAGGCGUCACGGUGCAACAACAGUCCAGUACGAUGUACAAAUACAAACUUCUGUACAGUGUUUUUAAUCGCUCAUCCGUCAAAGUCCAAUUUUCUGUGUAUUUAUUGCACCACAUUUUGAGACCAAUUUCUUCUUUUUUUUCUCAAAACACCAGUGCAGUAAUUUGUCUUCUCUCCACCAUGGUGUACGUGAAAUAGAAAUGGAAAAGAAAAAAAACACGGGGAGUUUUACACGAUAUGUCUAUUUAGUCAUUGCAUACGUUUUUAUUUUUUUAUUUUCACAUUCGGUGUAAUGAUUCCACACUGGUGAACGCCGCUGCUCAUCCACCUGUAUCGUGACUCACUGUAUUUGGCGUUUUAAAAGCAGUAUGAAGCGGUUCAAUAUAGGAAUGUAAAGUUUCAGUUCCACCUGAGGUUUUGUGCUUUUUGUUUGUUUACCCUGGACUCAAGGAAGUUUAUCUGUAAACUCGCCUCCGCCUUUUUCUUGUGAUUCUCUCCAUCUUUACAUCGUUUCUAAGUAGCCUGUUGUCUCUUUCGGCCUUUACAGGUGAGCUGCAGGGUAAAACUGUGCCAAUUCCCCCAAAUAACUUGAGAUCUUUGAGCGCAUUCAGUCAGUCUCCAGUUUAUUCGGAACACUGAGUUGAAACCUGAUGCAGUAUACAACCGUCCUGCCGAGAAGGGCAGCCAUUGAAUGCAGAACGUUCUUCUGGGGUCACACUGCUCCUCGAGGGCGAAGCACUGAAGGAGAGUCACACGAAGCAAAACAACAUGAGAGUGGAGCACUUUCAAAUGCUAAACAUACGCACAUAAAUGCAUACAUACCUAACACUUAUUCAUCUAGUACUUAAAUACCUGUCGUUCAGAGGAGUUAAUAUUUCAUCUGUGCUGCACACUCUUCUGCAUUCAACAGCUGCUCUUCUUUUGUCACUCAUGAAACUAUUUUGGAAGUUUUUUUAUAUACACUCGUGGAUUCCUGAAAAAAACAAACGACUACUUGAUGAUUUUCUUGCUGCUGUCUGAUUUGCCAAACUCUUCACAUUCAGAGACAUGUUUUUGAGUUCAGCAGUAAGUAUUUCGGUGUUCAGUAUCAGGAAAGUGCAUCUUUAAGUCACUUUUACUUCAAAAACUCAAACCGGUCUGCGUGUGCAAACUUGAAUUUUCUUCAUUUAAAAAAAAAGAUUAUUUAUUGUAUUUUUCUUUUCUUUUCUCCUUGACUCGUGUUUGCGGCUCAAGAGAAAAUGUCUCUGGUUGUGAUUACAUAACUAGAUUUAAAGCCUUUUACGGUUUUGUUUUAUUUUCCUGUUUGGCUGAAACGCAAGAUUCCGACAUCACACACUGGUUUAACCCAUUUCACUUAGAGAAUCUCUUUAAAUGCCCCUUUUCAGAGUUUUGUCUUUAUUUAUGUUACUUUUUGUUUGCAUUUGAUUGUUUGCACCCGCAGAUCACAUGAUCAUUGUGCCAGUUGGUCCUCUGCUGCCCCUCUGCGCUGACACGGCAGCAGUAUUACGUCUGCCUCACUUAAGUGUCCCAGCGUGCGUCAUCUCCUUCACUUAAUUCUUUCUGAUGGGUACGUGUCCUUCUGUUGGUUUCUUGUCAUGGUAGGGCCCACAUUUGUUAUUCAAGAGACUGCAUGUUUGCUCUCAUUUAAGUGACCCUUUGAUACGCCCCAGGAGGAUUCUUUUUUUCUAAAGUCUCCAGGAUUCAUAUCCUUUUUUUUUCUAUAUUUAGGAUGGACCCCUCUGUAUGUUCACGGGUAUAUUUCACUGUGACGUCUUUUGUUUUUUCGUGCAAUGUCUCUUUUUAAUUGACAUGCUGUCCGAGCAGAAAUAGUGUUUGAGUAAAUUAAUAAAUACUUCACCGUCAUAAGCACUCAUCUCUUUCUUUCGUUUUUACUUGUGGUAAAAAUGACUUGCAGUAACUCUAACUGGGGUCAUAUCUAUCUCUCGGUGUUACUUCGAUUAAAACGUGGAUGAACACAAAAUACCAUGUUGAUUACUUGUUCAACCUGUGACUGCAUAUUGUCGAAGAACUUGUAAAUAGUUUGCAUUGAACUUGCAUAGAAUCAUCUUACUGUGGCGUGCUUCUUUUUUUCUUUUUUUUUUGCCUGUACAAUUCUGCUUCUAAAUGUGUGUGACUGUUGAGACGACACUCUUUUUGUACAUGACUGUCUUUUUAUUUGAGAAUAUUGAUUCUGUCCUUUUUCAUUCUAAAGUUGAGUUUGAAGAGUUCAGACAUGCCUGAAGUUUGACUUUAAUAAAGCUGUACUCUGUUUCGGUGAAAGGUU
Messenger RNA from Pseudoliparis swirei, 9265 nucleotides. It is a transcript of the gene nsd3, whose product is annotated as nuclear receptor binding SET domain protein 3. The record is from RefSeq and is a predicted model, not a curated record. Gene Ontology annotation, biological process: regulation of DNA-templated transcription. Gene Ontology annotation, molecular function: histone H3K36 methyltransferase activity; protein binding. NCBI's taxonomy places the organism in Eukaryota, Metazoa, Chordata, Actinopteri, Perciformes, Liparidae. Gene Ontology annotation, cellular component: chromatin; nucleus.